UUCAUUUACCAGGAGGUAAUUGAUUUGGGUGGAGAGCCCAUCAAAGGCAGCGAGUACUUUGGAAAUGGCCGAGUGACAGAAUUCAAAUACGGUGCCAAACUGGGAACAGUGCUCCGCAAGUGGAACGGAGAAAAGAUGGCCUACUUAAAGAACUGGGGAGAAGGCUGGGGCUUUGUGCCUUCCGACAGAGCCCUGGUCUUUGUGGAUAAUCACGACAACCAGAGAGGACACGGGGCUGGUGGAGCUUCUAUUCUAACCUUCUGGGAUGCCAGGCUCUAUAAAAUGGCAGUUGGCUUCAUGCUUGCCCAUCCUUAUGGGCUCACACGUGUGAUGUCAAGUUUUCGCUGGCCAAGAUAUUUUCAAAAUGGAAAGGACGUCAAUGACUGGUACGGACCCCCAAGUAACGCAGAUGGCUCCACAAAGGCCGUCACCAUCAACGCGGACACGACCUGUGGCAACGACUGGGUUUGUGAACAUCGCUGGCGUCAAAUCAGGAACAUGGUUAUCUUCCGUAACGUGGUGGAUGGUGAGCCUUUCUCCAACUGGUGGGACAAUGGCAGCAAUCAAGUGGCUUUUGGCCGUGGUAACAAAGGCUUCAUCAUCUUCAAUAAUGAUGACUGGUGA
Messenger RNA from Passer montanus (Eurasian tree sparrow), 624 nucleotides. RefSeq names its product pancreatic alpha-amylase. NCBI's taxonomy places the organism in Eukaryota, Metazoa, Chordata, Aves, Passeriformes, Passeridae. The annotation marks the transcript as partial. The transcript is spliced from 6 exons. Gene Ontology annotation, biological process: carbohydrate metabolic process. The record is from RefSeq and is a predicted model, not a curated record. Gene Ontology annotation, molecular function: cation binding; alpha-amylase activity.